Neoarthrinium moseri is the source of this 1434-nucleotide messenger RNA. RefSeq lists its product as uncharacterized. Gene Ontology annotation, cellular component: cytosol; nucleus. Bases 1 to 1434 code for a protein of 477 amino acids. Gene Ontology annotation, biological process: protein quality control for misfolded or incompletely synthesized proteins; glycoprotein catabolic process; protein deglycosylation. Gene Ontology annotation, molecular function: peptide-N4-(N-acetyl-beta-glucosaminyl)asparagine amidase activity. Lineage: Eukaryota; Fungi; Ascomycota; Sordariomycetes; Amphisphaeriales; Apiosporaceae. The record is from RefSeq and is a predicted model, not a curated record. The transcript has a single exon.
AUGGACGGACACCACAGCCGACCGGGCAACAGCCGAGGGGACUAUGGCGAGGACUGGGCCAAGGGACUAACAGCUCAGUUCGAGCAAUUAAUGCGGACCAGGCGAUUACACGACCUCCAGCAGUCGCGGUCAGACAGGCAACGGUCCGAGUCGCCGGCCCUGCGGCCGCAGGCAUCGCAGUCCCACCUGAGAACGCCUUUCUCUCCCGAGCACAGCAGGCCGUCGACAGCACAUAGCGAGUCCCCCGCGCCGGCAACGCCGCCCUCGUACUCUUCACUACGCCAUCUUCCCAUGAUUCCGUCCGCCCCUGCGGCGCACGAUCGCGCGUCGCAAAAGUUCCGCAAUCUGUUGGUCACCUUGUCGACAACACCGACGAAAUACGAAAACCCCGGCCUUCUGGACGAGGCCCUGCAAGUGAUCCCUUUGGACAGGAUCUACAGCGAGGCCGAGGAGGAGUGCCAGGUCUUGCAGGCCCAGGCCGAGAGCAUGGGCGACGGUCGCAAGCCCGAAUGGGGCUACCAGGACUGCGUCAUCCGGGCGCUUCUGAGAUGGUUCAAGCGCUCCUUCUUCACCUGGGUGAACAACCCCCCGUGCCCAGUGUGCCUCGCUCCGACCAUCGCCAGGGGCAUGACGCAACCGACGCCCGAGGAGAGUGCGUGUGGCGCCAUGCGUGUGGAGCUUUACGAGUGCUCCAACCAGAGUUGCAGAGCAUUCGAGCGCUUCCCUCGUUAUAGCGACGUCUGGCAACUACUUCAGACGAGGAGGGGCCGGAUUGGCGAAUGGGCCAACUGCUUUAGCAUGCUGUGCCGCGCCGUCGGUGGUCGUGUACGAUGGGUAUGGAAUGCCGAGGAUCACGUAUGGACCGAAGUGUACUCCGACCACAAGCAGCGCUGGGUGCAUGUCGACGCUUGUGAAGAAGCCUGGGAUAACCCACGACUUUACACUGAUGGCUGGGGCAAGCAGAUGUCAUACUGCAUUGCUUUCAGUGUCGACGGCGCGACCGACGUCACCCGUCGCUACGUCCGCAAGACCGAGCACUCUGCCGAACGGAACCGUUGCCCCGAGGAGGUCAUGCUAUACAUCAUGCAGGAGAUCAAGUCUCUGCGUAGGGCCAACCUCGACAAGGAGCAGCGCUUCCGCCUCGAGAAGGAAGACUCGGUAGAAGACCGGGAGCUGCGCGGCUACGUGGUGGCUUCAAUCACGCAGGCCGUCACGAACAUGGUUCCUGGCUCGUUAUCGGCCUCGUCGAGCAGAGCGCCCACUGUCAGCCCCCGACCUCCGGCGUCGUCACCAUCCAAUGAUGACCAGAAGCUCCCAGUCGAGCAACCCGGCAGACAGAGCGGCAACUCGGAGUGGGUUGCUGCCCGUGGGGAGAAUGGCAGACGGAACCAACAGUUCCAGGACCCACGAGACCCGUCGCGCCGAAACUACUGA